AUGGAGGACGGGCUCGCCACUCAAAACCUCAUUAUUAUCCUAGCGACGAUCAUCCCCUCAUUUAUGCUCAUCGCCCUUGCUGCCCUUCUGUACUAUCGAACCCGUCGACGCAAAGCUCGAUUAUUCAACCGAGGCAUCACACCCAUCGACGAUGAAGAGAUAGAGUCGUGGAAAGUUGACAGAGGGGGUAGUGAAAAACCGUGUAUGCAAGAGGAAUCCCAGAAAGACCAAUCAAGUCCAAGCAGUCACCGCACCCAUCGACCAAGCACGUCGGUUGGGUCCGUUCAAAAGCCGACGAGUUUGAUCGUUUAUCAGAGUUCUUCCCAACAUAUUUCACGCAUGUCGGAAGACCGGCCGAUGGCAAUGUAUUUGUCGGGCAAAGGCAGCCUUGAGUUGCCGCAAAUUCCUGUUCUUGCCAGAGCGCCGAAUUCUAGACCCGGCCUCACCGAUGAUACAGUUCAAGGGGAAGAUGCAUUCAUUUCCUACCCAAAACGUUACCCAUCAAGGCUAGCGAAAGCGCCACCGCUUAUAUCUCCUCGACACGGCCGAUCCAAAAGUACACGGGCUACUGUGUCCCCCCGUGAGCCCUGGUAUAGCCAAAGCCAAGAUGAUCAACUACCUCCACGACGAUCUGCCGACACAUUCCUGCGUAUCUUGCCUUCAGGUCGCCGAGAAAGUGAUGGUGUGUAUUCGUCUCACUCAACUCCUCCGCAAACGCCGGGUGAGGACGACAUCUUCCUUGGCGGCCUCUCGCCUCGUCCUGUGAUUCACAAAUCAGAGAUUGGGCGGGCUAUUGGCUGA
Metarhizium robertsii ARSEF 23 is the source of this 801-nucleotide messenger RNA. RefSeq lists its product as uncharacterized. The transcript has a single exon. The record is from RefSeq and is a predicted model, not a curated record. NCBI's taxonomy places the organism in Eukaryota, Fungi, Ascomycota, Sordariomycetes, Hypocreales, Clavicipitaceae. The coding region runs from base 1 to 801 and encodes 266 amino acids.